AGAAGCUUAUUCCAUCCAACGUCUAUUUCCAUUUUACUGCAAGGGGUGGCUCGUCAAUCGUUGGUGGCGCACCCAUUUGACAGGUGACGCGCAGCCGCGAACCACGAUGCGCUCAAUCGAGCAUGUAGUACAUAUCGAAGGACGAUCCGCAUCGCACACGGCAAGAGUUGUUGCGCGUGGCCAACAGCCGCAUGAGCCAGCUUCUUCGUCAUCCUCUCCCUUGCCGACGAUACGCAUACAACAAGCGACUGUUUCCCAGGCACAGCGAUUCACGAUCGCGUCUGACACAGUGAUGAUAACCAGUCCUACGAUGUCAGCGACAAUAACCGAGACCGCCGUGCCUGCGCAGAAAAAAGAUGGCCUCUCGACCGCAUCGAUAGCUGGACUCGCCAUGAUUCCGGUAGUGGUCUUGCUCAUUGUCGUAGCCGCAUCCACGUAUUUCUGGCUACGCAAGCGACGCAGACAGGACCCUGAGAUUCGCUGUGCGGGACCAACACGCCCAGCCAUACCAGAAAAGGACUUCCGCUUGCCAAACAGCUCGUUCGACUCGACAGCCAGCGGUGGAAAGUUGCGCAGUAUGACUGCAAUGAGCACACCGGUUACAAAUAACGGAUGGGUUGCGUCGCCGCGGCCUCGGGCUCGGCCCUCGUAUGAUUCCACUGUCCAUCGCAACCCUUGGCACGACCAACUCCCUAAGAUCUCUGCCGAUAUUACGACGGCCAGUCUUCAGGCCCCAAGGAGGGACGCGGAUGAAGGGAACGAUAGUCCGAUCGACCGCAGCAGCCCGUUCAGAUUGAAGAGAGGCGAUACGAGGAAGAAGAGCAGUCUGGACGCGGACGUUAUGAGCGCGUGGCCUGCGCCGCCGCAGCCAGUUGCACAGCGAGCACCGUUGCAGACUUCCCGUGUUGGGAAGACCUAUAUGGAGCGAAGAUCCAUCAGCGCGGAGUAUUUUGCGCAGGAAAAAGACCAUCAUAGCGCGCGAGGAGCGCAAGAUCACUGGGAGAACAUCAGGCUCGAGUUGGCUCCCGAUCCAGGACCGGUAGUCAGAUCGCAUUGAGAGAUGUUCCGCGACUGUGCACCAAGAUAGAUGAUAGAUUUACACGGGAGCUUGGGGCAUUGUGAAGGUAUGAUCAGCGCGGCGUUGGCACAUUUCGGUAUACCACUGGGAGGCUGGUUAUUAAAUGGAUAGACUCUUCCACUUCUUGUAUUCGUCUGUAGAUAUGUUAACGAAUGAAUGUACACUAAUGACUGGUCCGACACACCCUCUGAAGACGCUUGUGGUAUGCUCUCGUUUCGUCUUGGCCGUUGAGGCCAAGAUGUUCGUUCUGUCGUCCUGACAAGAUCGUCAUUGGACGUGGGUCACCCGAGAACGAUUGCAAUGCGCGAAAGGCACAAGAC
Didymella exigua CBS 183.55 is the source of this 1398-nucleotide messenger RNA. RefSeq lists its product as uncharacterized. The record is from RefSeq and is a predicted model, not a curated record. The transcript has a single exon. NCBI's taxonomy places the organism in Eukaryota, Fungi, Ascomycota, Dothideomycetes, Pleosporales, Didymellaceae. Bases 107 to 1057 code for a protein of 316 amino acids.